This is a messenger RNA of Dictyostelium discoideum AX4, 6309 nucleotides long. RefSeq lists its product as hypothetical. Gene Ontology annotation, molecular function: nucleic acid binding. The transcript is spliced from 3 exons. Lineage: Eukaryota; Evosea; Eumycetozoa; Dictyosteliales; Dictyosteliaceae. The record is from RefSeq and is a predicted model, not a curated record. The coding region runs from base 1 to 6309 and encodes 2102 amino acids.
AUGGAGAAUAUAUGGGGUAAACCCAAUACUUCAAAUAACAAUAAUAGUACCGCCAAUACAGGUUCUAUUUUUGGAGUGGGUACUACCAACCCUGUAUUUGGAACUCCUACAUUUGAUAACUCAAAUACAACAACACCAUCAACAACAACAACAACAACAACAACAACAACAACAACAGACAAUCUUGGUAGUAAUACAAUUAGUUUUGGAAAUAGUUCACCAUUUUCAAUAACUUCGACAUUAAAUCCAAAUGCAUCAUCAUUCACUCCAUCAUUUAAUAAUGUUGGUAACAAUUUAAACAAUAAUAAUACCACCACUACUACUACUAAUAAUAAUAAUCAAAAUAUUAAUAAUAAAAUUCAAGGAAAUAAUAAAACCAAUAUUUUAUUUGUUAGUAAUGUACCAGCAUCAAAUAUUGCUAAUGAUAUAGUAUUAAUCAAUGAAAUGAAAAGACAUUUUGGGCAAUAUGGUACAGUUUUAUCGGUUGAUAACAUUAAAAAGAAACCGAAUAAUACUUUUAAUUUAUCUUUAACAUAUUCCAAUAGUAGUGAAGCAUCAGAAGCAUUAAAGAAAGGAAAGAAAUAUCAACAUACAAUACUUAUAAUUAAACCACAUAAAACUUUUCCAACUUCAACUACAUCAUCAUCAAUGCCAUCUUUUAGUACUACUUCACAAAUAUCAAAUACUAAUAAUAGUAAUAAUAAUAAUAAUAAUAGUAAUAAUAAUAACUUUAACAACAAUAACAACAAAAAUGAUAGUAGUGAUAUUUCUUUAAUUUUAAAGAAAGAUGAUGAGUUAAUGUUAAGAUCACAUGAAAGAAAUUUAAGAUUUCAAUUAAUGAAAAAUGCGCCACAACAACAACCACAACAACAACCACAAGUACAACCACAAAAACAAAAACAACAAUCAACACUUUUAAAGAAUGAAGAAGAUAAUUUAGAUGAUGAAGAUGAAAUUGAAGAAGAUGAUAUUAAUGAUGAUGAUGAAGAAGAGGAUGAAGAAGAUGAGGAUGAAGAUGAUAAUAUUAAUCAAUCACCACCACUUAAGGCUACACAAUCAAAUACAAAUCCUACAUUAGCCCAACAAGUACCAACAACAACAACAACAACAACAACAACAUUAGCAUUAAAAAAUAAUAAUGGACAUAAAAUUGGAUUAUGUUUAGAUUUUAUACCAUCAAAAGAGAAACAACAUAGAACAUCAUCAGGUGAUAUUAAUAUAUUAGAGAAAACCCCAACCACUGGUGAGUUAAUCCUAUUGAAAAAGUAUAAGAGAAAUGUAGCAGAUGAUAAUACAGAGAUUCCACCCGAUGAAAUUAGACCAGUACAUGUGUUAUUAAAGGUAAUGAAUUAUAUCACUCAUGAGAUCUCUGAUCAAGAAUCACUUCAAAGACCUGGUGUAACAUUUUCAGAGAUUCAAAAUUUCAUUCGUGAUAGAACUAGAUCCAUUAGACAAGAUUUAACAUCUCAACAUUCAAAAGAUGGUAUUUCAAUCGAUAUCCAUGAGAGAUGUACUCGUUUUCACAUUGUUUCACAUCAUUAUCUUUGUGAACUACCCGAUAAGGAUUUCAAUGCAUUUCAAAAUCGUGAACAGUUGAAUAAUUGUUUAACCUCUUUAAAACAAUUCUACAAUGAUCAUUUCAAACAAUCCAAUGGUCUAGUGACAACCAACGAACCAGAAUUCCGAUCCUAUUACAUUUUAAAUAAUUUAGAGAAUAACUAUGAUUUGGUAUCCUAUAUGAUCGAUAUACCUCGUUCAAUCUUUCAUCAUCCAUUCAUUCAAUAUGCAAUCGAAGUUUGGAAAGCUUAUCGUUCCGACAACUAUAGUAGAUUCUUUAUGUUAACUCUAUCGGGUACUUAUUUACAAAUGUGUAUACUUCAUCGUUAUUUCACUCAUGUUAGAAAGAUUGCAAUCAAAAGAAUCGCUAGAUCCUAUAGAGCUCCGAAACAACCAACUACUCUUUUCCCAAUUCAAGAUUUUAAUAAUAUCUUAAUGUUUUCUGAUUCAAAUGAAACUAAUCAUUUCAUUUCUACAAUCAAUGGUAUUACAAUUGAUUCAAAUAAUAAUAAUAAUAAUAAUAAUAAUAAUGGUGGUGGUGGUGGAGGUGAUCAAAUUAUUUUCAAUCAUUCUUUUAAUUUUAAUCAAAUUAAUGAUAUUUCAAUCACUCCUUAUCGUUCUUCCAUUGUAAUGUCACGUGCACCUAAAACUUUUCAACAAACUAUUGAUGUACCAGAACCUGUACCAAUCGUUCAAUAUCGAAAAUGUUUCAUUGAUUUUGAUCAAUCUUUUCAAAAUCCUUUAAUAUAUAAUAAACAAAAUCUAGAUGCUGAAUCUGAACAAUCUGAAUAUAACUAUUCAAUAGCUGCUUCUGGUCCAAUGAGAAGUUUAGUAACUAAAAAUGCAAUUGCUACUUUUGGUUUAAGUAAUAAAAUAACUCCAGUCCUACCUUCAACAAUAACAACAGCAACGACAACAACAUCACCACCACCAAUAACAACAUCAACCAUACCAAUUAAAUUACCAACUAUUUCACCAACUUUUGUUAAACAAAUACCUCAAACUUCACCAAAAAUAAAUAAUACCAACAAUAUCAGUACGAUUGGGUCUCCAUCUAUUUUUAAUAAACAACAACAACAACAACAAACACCACUACCAACAACAGCAGCAGCAACAACAAAAGAAAUGACAAUAAGUCAAAGUCCAACCAUAACAUCACCAUCUACUCCUUCUACCUCUUCAUUAUUUAAUAAUAAAACAGGUUUUGGAAUUAACAACGUAGUUAAUUCAAAAUCGAUAUUUCAAACUCAAUUAGCACCAACAACAACAAUAACAACAACAACAACAUCAAUACCAACCAUACCAACUCCUUCUACAUUAAAAACAACAACCAUUGAAAACAAAUCAUCGAUAACAUGUGUUUUUCCAACCUCUUUUCCUGAUAAGAGUAUCUUUGGUGCAACUUCUAAUAAUAAACAAACACUUCCAACUUCUUCUUCUUCUUCAGUCUUUGCAACCACAACACCACCUUCAUCUAUAUUCUCCAAUACUCCUUCUUCUUCUUCUCAACAAAAAUCAUUCAACACUAACAUUAUCUCACCAUCUCAAUCAACACCACCAUUGGGUGGCAAUGAUUCACUUAAAAUCACUACACCUCCAAAUAAAACCAUUGAAACCACGCCCAAUAUAACACAAUCAUCAAAUUUAUUAAAUAGUGGUAGCAGUAAUUUAUCCUCAAAUUCAUUAUUUUCACCAACUAUUUCUAAUACAACACCAAAAACACCAACAAUCUUUAAUAAUGAAAGUAAUAAUAACAAUAACAAAAAAAACAUCUUUGGUGAUACAAAAAUAGUCACACCAAAACAUUCAUCAUUACCACAAGAUUUAUUUGGUUCACCAAUUGUAAAAGAGAUACCAUCAACACCAAUGAGCAUUUUACCAGGUAGUAAAAGUACAUCUCUUAUAGACUCUUCAACAAUAACAACAACUGAAAGGGAUAAAAAAAGAAGAAAUAGAAAUGAUCAACAAGAAGAUAAUGUCAACUUAAAUACACCAAUACCAAUAUCAACUGUUAAACCACAAUUCACUGAUUUCCCAUCAUCUCCAAUGAAUUUAUCAACACCAUAUGUUAAUAAACAAUCUAAUUUCAGUCUUAAUCAACAUCAACAGCAACAGAAACAACAACAACAACAAAUUCCCUUCCCUUCAAAUCUAAUUGAGCUCGAAAAAUCUACAUCCAAAGUUCAAUCACUACCACAACAACCACAAAUACUACAAACAAAACCACCUCAAUCAUCAAUGCCUAUUGUUAAAAAACAAACAAAAUCCUAUUCAGAGAAAUCGAAUAAAACAUUACUUUCCUAUAUGUUUAGAUGUUGGAGAUUUCAAUUAUUACGUUUUAAAAAUCAACAAAAACAAAUUCAAGAAAUUGGUGAUGAAAUUCCACUAGAUUUAGAUAAUGAAAAUACUUUAGACCCUAUUAUAUUAUCACAAUCUUUAAUAACACCUAAAAAACUAUCACCAUCAAUUCAGCCUCAAUCAAUUUCAAAACAACAACAACUACAACCACAAUUACAACAACAACAACAACAACAACAACCACUACUACUACAACAACAACCAAUUAAAAUUGAUUUAUCACCAAUAAAUAUUCCAUUUUAUAUAUACGAUAAUCUAGAUAAAAUUAAUAGACAAAAUCAAAAAGGCAAACCCCUAUUUUGGAAACUUUUAUAUUGUUGUCCAGAUCCUCAAUUUAAUAAUAAUAAUAUUAAUGAUAGUGAAAAUAACAUUAAACAAAUUAUUGAAAUUAUUUCAAAUAAAUUAUCAUACGAGAGAAAUAAAUUACAACAACAACAACAAAACUAUAUUACAACAUUAUGUCAAAUUCAAAAAUAUCAUAUAGAAUACAAAGAUCAAAAUUCACAAAUGAAAAGUAAAACUGCUGAUAGGUCAAUAGGUAUUUGCGUAAAUAGAGUUUUCAAUACCAAUACUAAUAAUAGUAAUAAUAAUAAUAAUAAUAUGGAAUUACAACAUAUUCAAAUGACUAGAGGUCUCUCUUCGAUAUUAUUUCAAAUAUCAACAAGUAUUGGAUUCGAUUCUAAUUGUAAAUUACAAUUGUCUAGAAUUUUAAAUUCAAUUCAAAUUGAAGAUCCUAUUCAACGUAUACCAAUAUUAUUUUUAAUUAUAAAUGAUAAUGGGGAUAAUAAUAAUAAUAAUAAUAAUGAUAAAAUUGAAAGAUCAAUUGAAGAAUAUAUUAUCAAUAAUCAAAGAAUUUGGGGUGAAAUUAUAAAUCAAAUUAAAGUAAUCAAAGUAGAUAGAAUUGAUUCAAUAGUCUAUAAUAGUUUUAAUGGUGAUUCUGAUAAUAUAUUGGUUAAAUCUUUACAAUGGUUAAGUAGUAAUACCCCUCCAAUUCCAUUCACAGAGAUAAGACCUUUAUCCUCGGUAUUUGAUUCAGUAAUUGUCAAUAAAUUUUCAAGUAGUAUCUUUAGCCAUUAUUCAAAACAAUUCCAAAAUCCAAUAAUAUAUAAUCAGCAGCAGCAGCAGCAACAACAACAACAACUCCCAACACCACAAACUAUUGUUAGUUAUUUCAAUUUUGUAAUUAAUCAAUUGAUUUCUUUUAUAACAAAUCCUGCUUUGAAAUCUAUUCAAUGGCCAAUACCAGAAUUUAGUGGAAGUUUUAAUACUUCUUAUUGGAAUAGUGAUCAAGUGUUCAACUCUAUAAAAAUAUCACUAAAUUCAAUUCUCUUAAAUAAUUUACCAAAUGAAUUAAAAGAUUUAGUUGGUGCAAUAUCUAAAAUUGCUGAUGACACAACAAAUAAUUUAACAUCAUCAUCACAACAAAAUCAAACACUCUAUCAAGCAAUUGAACCAAUAAUUAAACAAUGCAAUAAUUGGAUAUCAUCUCAUCAAAAAGAUAAAAUCGAAUCAAUUAAUAUUGAUAACCAAGUUAGAGAAAUUUUUAAUGAUCAAUUUAUUGAAAAAUUUGAGAAAUUCAAUAAAAUUAAUAAUGGAUAUUUUAUAGUAAUACCAUGGCAUUUAAUAUUUGAAACAAUAUUUUCUUAUCAAAUUAGUAAGAUUCCAUUCAUUCAGUCAUUUUAUAGCGAUUCAAUGAUUAAUGACCUUUUAGAUUUUAAUAGUUUUAUUGGAAAUUAUAAUAAUAAUAAUAACUACAAUAUUAAUAGCCAAUAUCAAAAUCAAAAGAUUAUAUCAUUACCAAUAAAGAGUCUUAAUAAUAGUAUUUUAAUUUCACCAUCAAAGAAAAGACAGACCAAUUUUAAUAAUAAUUUAUCCUCUCCUUCAAAGUAUCAUAGAGUUCAUUUUGAUGAAAUGAAAAUUAAUGAUCUUGAUACUAUUACCACCACCUCCACCGCCACUACCUCAUCCAACCCAAUGAAAAGAAAACAAAAUAUUAUAAAUAAUAAUGUAGGCAUCAACAAUAAUCAAAUGUCGGCAUCAUUAUCAUCAACUCGUAAUAAUAAUAAUAUACUAAAUAGCCAAAUCCAAUUAAGUAAAAGUUUAAAUUCCAAAAAUCAAAGUACCUCUAGAACUUUGGAUCAAUUAUUGUUAAGUUUACAAAAUGAAAAGAAAAAGACAAAAGCUAUAAAUAGAUCUCUUAUUUCCACUAUAAAUACCUACAACAACAGAGAUAAUAAUAGUAAUUUUAAUUAUGAUGAUCAAUUAAUUAACUCAACUUCAAACUCUAAAGAUAUGAUUUCAAGUACAAUUACAUUUAAAAACCAUAAAUUGACUGGUAGUGUUUUGGAUGUAUCCGAAAAACUAUUGUUUUUGAUAAACAAUAGUAAUAAUUAA